Molecule: messenger RNA, 4543 nt
Organism: Lineus longissimus
Lineage: Eukaryota; Metazoa; Nemertea; Pilidiophora; Heteronemertea; Lineidae
Product: WD repeat-containing protein 49-like
Exons: 21
Coding region: 371-3985 (1204 amino acids)
Molecular function (GO): calcium ion binding; protein binding
Source: RefSeq, a predicted model, not a curated record
UUUAAAGGAUGUCUUCUGUUCGGAGUGCUUGAGGUUUUCGGGUCGUUUGACAUGUUUACACGUUAAGCCCUACGUGGUCUUUGACUCCAGUCGAGAAGAGGUGAUUGGAGUACGAACUAGGAGGAGCGUAAACAGUCACAGCGGUGGCCACGAAAACAUUAACAAUCGAUUUGAUAUACGUUUAGAAAUCGAUUGUGUCAGAGGAUAAAAACUAAACAUUUGGUGUCGUCCGCAAAAGGAACCCGUGAAGACUAAACUGUUGGGUUUAUCAGUUAGCUUUCAAAGCCAAAGUAAAAGAAAUUUGACCGCCUGGGCUGUUGCACAAAACCAUUGGUUAACCUACAAGUGAAAGUGACCUAAACAAAGUAUCAUGCCUCAUUUGCGAAGGGAAUCUCUUAGAGACGAAAGACAAAGUCGUCAUUCUAUCAAAAUGAAAGGGAAUUUCAACAAGAGACCCAAUGAGGAUCUCUCCUCAGGAUAUGGGAUAGCAAACAUAACUAAAAUUGGCACCAAGAAUAUGAGCUGGGCACAUGAUAGGGAGGAGACGAAGACAAGCUUCGACCGCGAUGGCGUCAACCUUCGCCUGGAGGAACAGCUAAAGCUGCACCACCUCAAGAAACUCGAGGAUCUCUUCGAGAACUUUGAGAUCCCUGCACCAGAUGAGAGCAUACCACACUACAGGCGAGUGGUACGAGAACCAGGCUGUCUUAACGUCGACGAAUUUCGACUGACCAUUGCAAAGGUUUUAGGCACCGAUGACUUCAAUGACCAGUUGGAUAAACUAUUUUCCAAGCUCGAUACGUCGGGAGAUGGUUACGUCGACUGGGGGGAGUUUUGUACCUACAUGCUGCUACAAUACCGGGAAAAUGACUACAUGCGGACGAAAAAGGAGCUCCCUUUCAGAUCUGAGCCAAAAAUACGACACAGUAUCCACAACAGGCAAGAAACAACGACAAAGAUACUCUCAAUAGAUAACCCAACGCGUUAUGUUUCACUCAGUAAAGAGGGCGCAAUAUGUGUGUGGGAUGCCAACCACCUCUAUUUGAUGUCCAACUACACCAUGGUCCAGGACGACGAGGACCCAAUGGGGAAAAAGCGCCGCUUCAAGAUGUGGGUGACCGAUGCCGUCUUCAUGCCAAACUGCCAUAAACUGGCCAUCGCCACGACCAGUAGGGACAUCAGGUUCUACGAGACGGCCACGGGAAACUUCUUCGAGGAGUUCCAUCUUUAUGCUCUACCAGACGUACCAAACUGCCUCGACUAUUGGUAUGACACAAAGAAUCCCAAUGGUGAUUCGUUCCUUAUGUGGGGUGACGACUGCGGUGCUAUUAGUCUUAUUACAUUCUUCAGACCUGUUUCACAACUUUUUGAAACACCCUUCAUGGAAACUCAUGGAACACUCAAAAUAUUUGUAAAGGACAUCCAUAAACACGCCAAGUGUAUGUUGUACGAAUAUGUGCCCGACGUCCACCCUGAUGUGAUCAAGAAAGUCCAGUACAUGCCAGACAAUGAACACAUCAUUAGCUGUACAUCUAGCCCAAAGAGUUCCGUGGUCAUUUGGGAUGUUCUCAGGAGGAAGAAAACUUAUAUAUUCAAACUGACAAAGGGAUGUGAAACCUUCGACUACAACAGACAACUGAAUGUCCUCGUGACCGGAAGUGCAGAUCACUUAGUACGACUCUGGAACCCGUAUGUGCCAAACAAACCAAUGGCCAUUCUGAUUGGCCAUCAGAUGGGAGUUAUUGAUGUCGUCAUACACGAACCUUUUGCUCAAGUGUUUAGCUACUCGAGGGACGGGGUAAUAAAAGUAUGGGACGUAAAAGAACAUAGCUGCCUUCAGACUGUCACACUUAAGUUCCCCAGCAGUUUCACGGGUCGCCUUCCCGAGCAUGGAUUCUUCCCAUGUAGGCUACAACCCCCGCCUCAGAACGCCUUCAUAGUUGGAAGUAACGACUACUUGGCUAUGCUCAAAUGUGGCCAAGUUCGUGAGGUAGUCAGUUUUCUGCCGACGACCCAUACCACGCAACUCUGUUGUGCCAUAUAUAAUACAUAUUUCAAGCAGGUUGUGACGGGUUCAGACGAUUCGACGAUAGCAGUGUGGGACAUUGAAACGGGCGUUAAAGCCAUCAUGUUUACUAAUGCACACGGAGAUGAGGAGAUUACGUGUAUGAGCUUUGAUGGAUCGGACAGAAGGCUCAUCACCGGAGCACGAAAUGGAACAGUCAAGAUCUGGAACUUCCAAACUGGACACAAUUUGAACAAAUUGGAGCCAGUGGGCGACCUCGAGGUGACGGGCAUUGUCCCACUGGCUGAGAGGCGCCUCAUACUAACAGUAGGCUGGAGUAGACUUCUCACAAAAUAUGACGAUGCUGACCAAGAUAACAUGUACAUCAAGGCCGACAUCUCGUGGAAGGAGGGUCAGGUACACGAAGAAGACAUCACAGCCGUAGCAUUCCUACCCCCAAAUCUCCUAGCGACCGGAAGCUUCGACGGGGCACUAGUAAUUUGGAGCACGGAAACGGAAAAGGUCUUCUUUAAACUACGAAAAGGACAACAAUCUAGAAUGUCGAGGAAACUCCGCGAGCUUAAUGUACAAUGCGGUAGCAGUCGUCCUGGAACACGCCCAUCCAGACCGAAUUCAAGACACAGGGCCUCCCACAGCCGGCCGGAGCAAGGAGAGCCUGUACCCAUAGACAAACUCCUGUUCCUUCCCGGCCGCGUCAAGUCCGCCAAGAGGAACGAUGGUGCAAUACUAAUCUCAAGUGAGGCCGGUGUUCUGCGGUUCUGGAGUGUCUACGGACAGAAACAUGACAUCGGGUUCUUUUACGCGCCAGACAGUGCGGAUGAGUCGGUCCUCGCCAUGUGCUCCAACCAAUCCAAUAGCCUCCUCGUAGUUGGAGAUACCCAGGGUCUUAUCUCAGUCUGGAAUAUCGAAAACUACUGUACGGAACCACUCGAAGAGACUAUCACGGAGCGGCCUCCCCUGAUGUGUUGGUGGAGGGCCCACGACUCUGCGUUAGUUAGUGUAGAAUUUAUAAGUCACGAAGACGGCGAAUUCGUUGUUUCAUCAUCUACGGACAAGACAGCACGGCUGUGGAAUCUAAAGGGUCAUUUUGUCGGAACAUUUGGGCAGAAAGACCGAUGGAAUCUCAAGUCUAAGAAAUCAUGGACACAUCCAGACACGCCUUGGUCAAUCUUAGAGCAAAGAGGAAAAUACAAUAUCAAGACACUAAAGGAGGAUGACAAAGAGAGUAGGCCUGCUACAUCAGGAGAAGGGGUUGAUGAAGAAAACGAAGACGCCAACGUGACGGAACAGAAGGAAGAAGGUGAAGAGGAGGAGGAAACCGGCGGGGCAAGAGAGGAGAAAACAGUGGACGAAUUCUCAGAAAGACCUAAUAUGACUGCACCAGAUGAACCAGAUAUUCCCCAAGCAGCAUCAGCGGCGAAAAGUGUGAGGAUCGCUGAAGAGGAGGACAUCGAUGUGGAACACGAAAUCGAGAAUUUCAGAUUGAAAAUGCGGUCUCAUACGAUUGCUUAUCAUGGUCAAGGGGCGAGAGAGAAAACGUUACUUGGUUUCAAAGUUGAGAAGGACUUCUAUCGACAGAAGCUUGGUCGGAUGGAGCGGAGAGAACACUUUGGAGGUAUCGACUCCAAGCGGACUUCACGGAUGGGAGGGAAGCUGUGCACCGCUUACCAUGCUCUUAGCACUCCGGAGGUGAGUCGAGUCAACCUCCCUCGGAACCUGCCCGUUACGCCACGGAUGGCUAGUAGGGGCUACACAUCAACCAACAUAAACGAGGACAUUCUGAAAACGAUGGAUCUCAAAUACCACUAUGAUGCGAGUAAUGACAUAUUUGAAGAGACAGUACUUAAUGCUGAGAAGCGAACCAAACUUCCGGCCAUCAGCAAUAAGAAGGGUCAGACUAAGGUGACAUUCAGUAGGAAUGAAUCCACCAGUAAACUUACAAGGGGUUUGACUGUGUGACGAUGCAGAAGCAAACUACAUACCGUAAGCAGUGUAUGACCGGUAAUACACUGCUGAUACCAUGCAUACUGCAACUACGUUUUAAUCGAUGUAUUAAAGAAGUGACUGUACACGGAGUACGUAGUCGAUCCUUAAAGACUGUUCAAGCUAUUGUGUACCUUUUCGAUGCGUCCAAGGAAGUAAAAUGGGGAAGACCUCAUGUUAUCAAUUUACAAGAGGUUAUACAUUUUGGGUAAAUUUGUCAAACGUCAAAAGCUUUCUGUGAUAAAACAACUUCGUGGGUUGAGAUAGCUGUCUUGUUUGGAUGCACUUGAUUCAUUAAAAUUAAACACGUUGUAUUUUUGAUGAUGAAAAUAUAAUAGGACCUGACUGAGUUAACCAGUGAAGGCUGGUAUUCACCUGCUACUGGCUUGUCAUUCUUUCAUGCUUGUGCGCUAGCCAAUCUUUAAUAUGGCUGCGUAAUAGGCCUUCCCUCCACCUGCAAGUGGAAUGUGGUUGUCAUACUCUUUUUUGCACUUUAAGGAAUAAAGUUUCAUAGGUUUUACUAAAUAAAACAUU